AUGGAGCCCGCGUCGCAACCUCUUCCCACGUUGACGAACCCUCGCUUUACCCUCGAGCUUGAGUUCGUCUCCUCCCUUGCCAACCCUUACUAUCUGUCUCACCUCGCCGUUACCUAUCCAAACCUUUUGGGUGUCUCUCGCUCCGAUGAUACCGACACGGAGGGUGCCUCUGCUCCCGAUGCCGAGGCCUUCGCUGCAUAUUUAGCCUACCUGUAUUCCUACUGGAAGACGCCCGAAUACUCUCAGUUCCUCACCCACCCCGGCCCGACCUUGCGCGCCCUGCGACUGCUCCAGGAAGACACGUUCCGCCGCGAUAUCAUCCUUCCUCAGGUCAUUGAAGGACUGGCUGGAGUCAACAUGCCAGUCGAUGCUGAAGCCAGUGGUGCCGAACCCGAAGAGAAGCAGGAAGAGCCGAACGGAUCGAAUACCUGA
Molecule: messenger RNA, 432 nt
Organism: Penicillium canariense
Lineage: Eukaryota; Fungi; Ascomycota; Eurotiomycetes; Eurotiales; Aspergillaceae
Product: mediator of RNA polymerase II transcription subunit 31
Exons: 1
Coding region: 1-432 (143 amino acids)
Biological process (GO): regulation of transcription by RNA polymerase II
Cellular component (GO): mediator complex; core mediator complex
Molecular function (GO): transcription coregulator activity
Source: RefSeq, a predicted model, not a curated record